UGAUGAAUCUUGAUGUUUACUUUUAAGAUACUAUUUUUAACAUUAAUCAUCUAAAAUCACCUCUCAAGAAACUUGAUUUGAAAAUAUUUGUGAAAUUUACUUUUUUUUGGAUGAAUUAUAAAGUUAUUUUACCAAUGGCGUGUAUCGCUUUCUUAUUGCUACUUGCUGCCACAUCAAUCGAUAUCAAAAGUGUUAGUAGUAGUAGUCAGUAGAAUUUUGUGAUUUGUGUGCUAAUUAUAACAAUAGCGAACAGUACGCUAUCAGUCUUCCAAAAAAACGAGUGAGUUUCUUUGUCAUUCUAUUCAAUAUUCUCAAGAUGAAAAUACAGAAGAUGCGGACAAUAGUUAUGUUCACUACAUAAAUUUGUGCGAUCAAAAUGAUGAUCCCUAAAUCGACGCGACCGGCUCGAAGAAAAUGAUUUCAUUUAUGCUUCAUUUUUUUUGCACUGACUGACAAUUAUUUAUUGUGCUUACGUCAAGCAAUUAAUUGUUUCUUCUGUUAAUCAAUGACCAAUCAACAUUCUUGGAAGGAAAGCAUUUUUAAACUUGUUUAGGUACAGGAACCAUAAAGGCUGAUAAAAAAAAUCCAGUUUAAUGUGAAAUGGGUAGUUCUUGGUGGCAAUGCGCUGCAUGCUUAAGAGCACAAGAAGAAGAUAUUUGUGAAUUGCAAUUGAAUCAUUGCAAUCUUUACGAUGUUCCGCCCGAUGUGUUCAUCUAUGAAAGAACAUUGGAAAUAUUAUACCUCGAUGCCAAUAGAAUAAAAGAUUUACCGAGACCAUUAUUUCAAUGCCAUGAAUUACGAGUACUCUCCCUCAGUGAUAAUGAAGUUACUACAUUACCACCCGCCAUAGCGUCGCUGAUUAAUCUGGAAUUACUAGAUCUCAGUAAAAAUAGUAUAAAAGAGUUACCUGACAGUAUAAAGGAAUGUAAAAAUUUACGUUCAAUCGAUAUCAGUGUCAAUCCAUUUGAACGGUUUCCAGAUGCAAUCACGCACAUUGUAGGUCUACAGGAAUUGUACAUCAACGAUGCUUAUAUAGAGUAUUUGCCAGCGAAUUUCGGGAGACUCUCAGCUUUAAGGACACUUGAGCUUCGCGAGAACAACAUGAUGACUCUUCCAAAAAGCAUGAGUCGUCUUGUUAAUUUACAGAGACUUGACAUUGGCAACAACGAUUUUACAGAACUGCCGGAGGUCGUUGGCGAUUUAAUAAAUCUAACAGAAUUGUGGAUAGACGGUAAUGAUAUACGUCGUAUACCAGGAAAUAUUGAGCAGCUUUAUCAUUUGAAUCAUUUUGAUUGUACAAUGAACUCGGUGAAUAUAAUACCGUCCGAAAUUCAAGGCUGGCGAGAUAUAUCAAUAAUGAAUUUUUCUUCCAACGAAAUUUACGAGUUGCCCGAUUCGUUAUGUUAUUUGCGCACAAUAGUGACACUCAAAAUUGAUGACAAUCAAUUGAAUUCACUGCCAAAUGAUAUUGGUCAAAUGUCAAGUUUAGAGGAACUUAUAGUGACGAAAAAUUUCCUCGAAUAUUUACCGCCAUCAAUUGGACUUUUACGUAAACUUCAUUGUCUCAAUGCGGACAAUAAUUAUUUACGUUGCUUACCACCGGAAAUUGGAAGUUGCACUGCACUCUCAUUACUUUCGUUGCGUUCGAAUAAUUUGACGAAAAUUCCCCCCGAAUUGGGUCAUUUGUCAUCAUUACGAGUUUUUAAUCUCGUCAACAAUUGUAUAAAAUAUCUUCCAGUUUCGCUUCUUAAUUUAACAAAUCUCAAGGCUUUAUGGCUGAGCGAUAAUCAAAGUCAACCUCUGGUGCCACUACAACAGGAAUUUAAUUACGAGGAGGAUAUGACUGUGCUCUCGUGUUUUAUGCUUCCACAAAAACCGCGACAGGACCUCGAACGUGUAAUUUGCAAUAAAAUGGACCAAACCUUGGGAACAAUUUCUGGAUCUGUUUUUGGAUCCGGAAGAAAAAUAUGUUUUGCUGCUGAUGUCGAUUCGGAAUUACCGAGACAACGUCUACAUCGUGCACCAACGCCUUAUCCAAAGGAAUUGCGUAAUCUAGCCAGGCAUGCACGUAACUUGCACCAUCAGACCACACACGAUCAAAAGGAAGCUAUCGUUGUAAAUCCUAUGGUUUCAGUAGGCAACACUUCAGUUUCAGGAGCAGAUGGUCCACCACAAGAUAAUGUUGCACACGUGCCUCCACCUUUUGUCGAAUACUAUUCCCCGAAAUAUCUUAUCGUUAAUAGCAAUCUAGGAUUAGAAGUAGAGCGCAACAAUUCAGAAGAAUCUAAUGACGAGACAAUUAAAACUGUCCUCGCUACGGAAACGAAUCCUGAAAUUCGUGAGGCAAAAUGCAUUCGCAAUCCCAUGUCAGAGUAUCAUGCAAAACCAACAACAGUCCCACCACCUUAUCACAUUGCCGCGGCGUUCUCCAAGAAAGCCGCUUUUUUUCAACAACUAAAUCAAGCGUCGGUAUCUGAAACGUAUCCAACAUUUUCAUCACUGAAAUUCUCCCCAUUAAAGGAAAGUGAUUCAAAAAAUGAAAACAACGAGGAAUCAUCAUCAUUCGAUAAUAUCAAUUUAAACAACGAUAACGAGAAUUUGAAUGGAACAAAAAAUGUGAAUUUCAAUGGAAAUGGAAUGGAUAGCAGUAUUGAUAUUUGUGAUGGAGUGAAUUCAUUCACUCACAACAAUCUCAAUCAAUCAAUGAAAGAGGAUAAAAUUCCUGUUUUAAAAUUGAAAAAUGUUAAAAUACCGAAUACGUUUGAUGAACGUGAGAACAAUUUCGAGUGUUCAAGUACCAACGAGAAAGUCAAACAGAUCAAUAUUACUUCAUUAAAAGAAUCGCCAAUUUCACUACCAAUUACCAAUGAACUCAAACAAUUGGAUCAAUUAAAGAAUUCCGUUAAUGAAAUCACGUCAAACGAUAAUGGAAUUACGGUGAAUUUAAAUCAAUCGGAAAAUAUGAAUUUUGUAAAUAGCGAACAUUUAUCGAUGAAUGUUAAUGACUCACAGAAUGAAACGAAUUCUGGUAGAAGUACACCCUCUUCCUUAAAUAUCAAAUCAAGUAAUAUAAGCACUUACAGUUCUGAUGGAAAAUCAAAAUUUAAAUGGAUGUUUGGAACUCAUAAGAAUGCGAAUGUUUUGCCGGUUCGGUUGAAAAAAAAUCCUGGCUUAGGAUUCAGUAUAGCCGGAGGAAUUGCAGGAGCGGAAACGGGAAUUGUUGUGACAAAGGUAAAUCCAGAUGGUCCAGCACAGGGAACAUUACGUCCAGGGGAUAAAAUUUUAGAAGUCGACGGAAUAGAUUUCACGAAAUCGGAUCACGAGACUGCUGUGGCUGUUUUGCGAGCAACCGGUGCCAUUGUUUCCAUGAUGAUAAGUCGACACCAAUAGAUUCCCAAGUAACAAAAAAAAUAUAUACUAUACAUAAAAAACCAUCCAACAAAAUGACAAAAUUUAAUUAAAAAAUUAAUGUCAUUUUGCAAAAAAAAAAAAAAAUUCAGUUCAUGACAAAAAGAUCUGAAUUUAUUUUUAAGAUUUAUAAAUCUUACCUCUAUGUUUCUCAUCUGUGUUUUUUUCUUCAAAAAAAAAAACCAAUUUUUUGAAGAAUUCAAUUUGAUAAAUUAUUUAAAAAAAAGAACUCGCAUAUAUCAAUGCAGAUUGAAGAAUAUUUUUUGAAACGGAAACAAAAAAAAAUGAAGAGAAAAGUAUUUUUAUAAUUUAAAAAUAACUUGAUAAUGUUGUGUAAACAAUUUUUUUAUUAAUUGUACUGUACUAAUUAACCAGUGUUGGAAAAUUCAAUUAUUCGUCCAAAAAUCACAAAAUCUUGUUGACAUUCUCUCUGUGAGAGAAUCUUUAAAAAAAAAAAAAAAAUAAGUGUGAAGAAUGAAUGAAAAACGCACAUUCAUAUAAAUAACGCAUAUUGUUUGUGAGUAAACGAAACAUUUUUGCUGAACUACGGUUAGUUGAAAAUUGAAAGAGAAUAUU
Molecule: messenger RNA, 3984 nt
Organism: Leptopilina heterotoma
Lineage: Eukaryota; Metazoa; Arthropoda; Insecta; Hymenoptera; Figitidae
Gene: Lap1
Product: protein lap1
Exons: 11
Coding region: 601-3390 (929 amino acids)
Biological process (GO): neurotransmitter receptor transport postsynaptic membrane to endosome; neurotransmitter receptor transport, endosome to postsynaptic membrane
Cellular component (GO): postsynaptic membrane; adherens junction; postsynaptic density
Molecular function (GO): protein binding
Source: RefSeq, a predicted model, not a curated record